This is a messenger RNA of Camarhynchus parvulus, 1314 nucleotides long. RefSeq names its product acetylcholine receptor subunit beta-like. Gene Ontology annotation, molecular function: extracellular ligand-gated monoatomic ion channel activity; neurotransmitter receptor activity; transmembrane signaling receptor activity. The transcript is spliced from 9 exons. Gene Ontology annotation, cellular component: synapse; neuron projection; membrane. The coding region runs from base 1 to 1251 and encodes 416 amino acids. The record is from RefSeq and is a predicted model, not a curated record. Gene Ontology annotation, biological process: chemical synaptic transmission; signal transduction; monoatomic ion transmembrane transport. Lineage: Eukaryota; Metazoa; Chordata; Aves; Passeriformes; Thraupidae.
AUGGCCGCGCCGCCGCUCGGAGCCCCCCUGACCUUCAUCAUCAUCCUCAUCCUCAUCAUCAGCGUCCUCCCGGAGCCCGGUACCCCCGAGCGACCCCGAACCGAUGAGAAGAACGAGGAGAUGACGACGAAAGUUUACCUGAACCUGAGCUGGCGCGACCCCCGGCUGGUGUGGGACCCCCGGGCGCACGGGGGGGCGGCGGCGCUGCGGCUGCCGGCCCAGCACAUCUGGCUGCCAGAUGUGGGGCUGGACAACAAGUGCGGGAUUUUUGGGGUUUUUCGGGCGCUUUGGGCUCUGGUGUCGCAUUUCCCCUUCGACUGGCAGAACUGCUCGCUGAAUUUCCGCUCGGGCUCCUACGGCCCCGCCGAGCUGCGGCUGCGGCCGGGGGGAGCGGCCGGGCAAUGGGGGGCGCAGGUGGCGCUGCCCCCCGACUUCCAGGAGAACGGCCAGUGGACGCUCGUUCACCGCUCGGGGGGCACCUGGGGCCCCCCGGGCUCACCUGUGGGCGUCUCCUUCCACCUGGUGCUGCGCCGCAAGCCGCUCUUCUACCUGGCCACCGUGCUGGUGCCGUGCGUGCUGAUCACGCUGCUGGCCGUGGGCGUGUUCCACCUGCCCCCCGACGCAGGUGAGAAGAUGUCGCUGUCCCUGUUCGCGCUGCUCACCCUGACCGUGUUCCUGCUGCUCUUGGCCGACAAGGUCCCGGCCACGUCGCUCCAGGUGCCGCUGAUCGGCCGCUACCUGACGGGGACGCUGGUGCUGCUCACCUUGGUGGUGGCGCUGAGCGUGGGCGUGCUCAACCUGCACCACCGCUCGCCUGGCACGCAUGGGCUGCCCACCUGGGCACGGCAGGUGAGGGGCACCUGGGGAAACCAAAACCGCAAAAAUCCCGGGGAAAAAACUCCAAAAAAUGGGAAAAAUCCAGCCCAAAACUCACCUGGCGCCUCCGACGCCUAUUUCCUGCGCCGCCCCUCCCCCCCCGGCCCCUCCCCCCUCGGCGCGGCCCCGAAAUCGGCGGAAUUCGCCCCAAAAUUGGCGCCGGAGCUGCGCGAGGCCGCGGCCGCCGCUGCCGCCAUCGCGGGGAACCUGCGGGAGAGGGAGAGGAGGAGACAGGCGCAGGACGAGUGGCGGCUGCUGGCCAUGGCCGUGGACAGGCUCUGCCUGUGGGCGCUGCUGGCGCUCACCGGGGGCUGCGCGCUGGGCACGGGGCUGGACGCGGCGCUGCACCGGCCCCCCGACACGCCCUUCCCGUGACCCAAAAUCCCCCAAAAGAACCCCAAAAAUGUCCCCAAAAUAUCCCAAAAAUAUCCCAAAAAU